AAAUUUCUUCAACUCCCAAUUUCCAUCUAGCCUCUGUCUCUUAAUUCUCGCAAGAAGAAUUUCAAGAACUGUCUUUUACCAUUAUUAGUAGAUCAGAGAAGAGAGAGAGUGGACGACAGAGCUGUCAGGGACCCCCCCAUUGCACUUGAUUACAAGAAUUUUCUUUCACCAUUUCUCCUUGCCUCAGAGUUUGAAACUGCCCUGUUUCUUUGCUGCUGAUAGUUCCAUGGGCUCUUCCUAGUUUCUGGGCUUCUCGUUUCUUCUCAAGGUUUCUGUUCCGAUUGGCAAGAAGGAAAGGAGAGUAAGUGAAGAAAAAGUAUAAAGUAAAUCAUUAUGUACAGACAGUCCCCCAACAGGAAUAGAUCCAAAGGGAUCAACACUAGGCACGUUCUGCAAAUUUGUCUGUUGCUUGCUGUUUGCUUUUGGUUGAUUUACCAAGUCAAACAUUCCCAUGACAAGAAAAAAGAAUUUGAUGAAAGUGAUGCAAAAGCCUCAGUUCAAAGAGCGAGUAAUAAUGAAUAUAUCAAACUUGGAAGAAAAGUUAUCGAAACCCGAGUGGAGGGAAGGGCUUCAAAGAAUGAGAAGCAUGAUGAACUGGAAGAAGAAGAUGAAACCAAUGACGUAGAUGAAAAUAAGCCUGAUGAAGAUGAGCCAGAAGAUAAGAAAGUUGAAGGAAAGGAGAACGAAGGGACGGGAGGUGGAGAUCAGCAUGAAGAAGAGAAAUCUGAUGCAAAUGUUGAUAGAGAAGAUGAGCGUGAAACAGUGAAAUCAGAUGCAAAAGUUGAUAGAGAAGAGGAUUUGGUGGACGAGAAGGAGAAGGAAGACGGUGGUGAUGAGAAUGAAGCACAAGAAAUAGAUCCUGAAGACGGUCAUGGUCAAACGGAGAAGGAAAAUUCCGAGGAGGACACUGAUCAUGAUGGAGAAGAUACAAAUACCCAUGAAGCACGCGAGGAACAUUACAAAGCGGAUGAUGCUUCUAGUGCUGUCACUCAUGAUACCCAAAUGGCAACUACUGAAAGUGAGAAUGAACACGUGGAGAACUCAAAUGAACACCCUGAAAAUGUUUCACAAGAAGAGAAUAACAGUGAAGAAACUAAUGAAGCCGAGAACAGCAAAGAUUUAGAGGAGGAAGGUGAUGAAAUGGCUAGAGAUGAUCAGUCAAAUAUAACAAGCAGGGAAACCAAGGUAGAUACGCCGGACAACUCUGAGGAUGAUUCAUCUCCAGAUAACACAGGAACAGAAGGGUCCAAUGAUCAAUUAGAGAAUCAGGACCUGUCCUCACAAAAUGUAACAGAGAGCGAGCCCGAGUUAGAUCAAGCUCAGGGAAAUCUUGUUGAGGGUAAUGCUGAAAACGAAGAUGCAGAGUCAGAGCCCGAGGAGAUCUCUGAUUCAUCUAAUGAUGAUACAGAGUCUUCAGCAUCCAAAAGUAUCACUACAUCAGAGGUUCUUGUGGAAGCUGGGAAUAACACUGAAUCAUCAUCAGAAAAGAAUGACGAGACUGAGGAUGAGAAAACAGAUAGAAAUGAUGGUACAGAUGAAGUCUCGGACUCUACCACUAAUGAAAAUCCUGAAGAAGUUCAACAUGACAAUAUUGAUAUAUCUGAUACUUCCAACUCCUUGGAGGAGAAAGAUGUUCGCACGGAUCUCGAGACUCUUCCCGAGACACAAAGUGAAGGUACUGAUAGUGAAGAUGCUGCAGAAGAAUGACAGGUAUGGGGUAGAAAGGUGCCAUUAGAUCCAUCAGUUUCCAUGAAUUGAAGUUUCAGCCUCGUUUUCCUCUCAGACAUCAGGCUCUCGCAGUAUCUCUUUUGGUGUGUGAUGAUAUAUUUACUAUGUCUAUGUGGGGUUUUCACUUCAAACUUUGCAGGUACAUUCGAGGCAAGUUGAGGGUAGCUAGUUUCUCUUAUACACUGUAUAAUCAAUUAUCUGGUUUGCAUUAUAUUAGAAUUCUGUUUCCUCGUAUUCUUGUUCUUUUGUUUCUUCAACAUUUUAUACGCUAUAGGAUUGUGUAUAUCCUGCAGAAAUUCAAACCGGAUAGUGUAUUUGCUCGGUAUUAUAUGAACCGCCAUAUUUUUUGAUUCA
Messenger RNA from Sesamum indicum (sesame), 2082 nucleotides. RefSeq lists its product as uncharacterized. The record is from RefSeq and is a predicted model, not a curated record. NCBI's taxonomy places the organism in Eukaryota, Viridiplantae, Streptophyta, Magnoliopsida, Lamiales, Pedaliaceae.